CCUGAUAUUAAGUUUAAUGUUCUUCAAGAGUUGGUGAUGAAAAAGUAUAAGUGCUUUGUAACCCAGCAACAAGUUAAAAGAGCAAGGGCUUGGGCUUUGAAUGAGUAUGAGAGAUCACUUGAGGAGCAUUAUGCUUUGCUCAGACCCUAUGGUGAUGCACUGCUAAGAACUAACCCUGGGUCCACUGUACAAUUAUGCACAACCACUAAUCCUGAUGGCAAGAGUUACUUUGAUAGGUUUUAUGUCUGUCUGCAAGAUCUUAAACAAGGGUUCAAAAGGGGUUGCAGAAGGGUAGUAGCCUUAGAUGGGUGUUUCUUGAAGUCUUCAUGCCAAGGUGAGUUGCUAACUGCUGUAGGGAGAGAUGGGAACAAUCAAAUAUUUCCAAUAGCAUGGGCAGUGGUGAAUGUGGAGAAUAAGGACAACUGGAUUUGGUUCUUGACAUUGUUGAGCAAUGAUCUGGAAGCCCUGGGUAGACAGUUUCUUACUCUAAUGUCAGAUCAGCACAAGGGAUUUGUUGAAGCUGUGAAGGAAGUAAUGCCAAAAGCUGAGCACAAGCAGUGUGCUAGACAUAUCUAUGAAAAUUUCAGGAAGACAUACAGUGGAGUUGAAUUCAGGCACUUGUUCUGGAGAGCUGCAAAGGCUAGCUACCCAACCCAAUUUGAUGCAGUUAUGAAGGAAAUCAAGAAUGCAAAUCCAAAUGCUUUCAAAUAUUUGAUGGAAAGAAAUCCAAAGUCAUGGAGCAGAGCCUUCUUUGGAACUGACAAUUGUUGUGAAGCAGUUGAAAAUGGAUAUUCAGAAUGCUGGAACUCUGUCUUGGUUAAGGUAAGAAACAAACCUAUAAUCACACUUUUAGAGUCUUUAAGGGUCAUCUUGAUGAUAAGGUUAUAAAGCAUUAGGGAAAAAAGUUCAAAAUGGGAACAUGAAGUUUGUCCAGCCAUUAGAAAGAAACUAGAUGUCAUUAAGAGUCAAAGGUCAGAUUGGAUGUGUAUUCAGGCUGGUGGAAACAAGUUUGAGGUUAGAAAUAAUAGGUAUGCAUACUCUGUGGAUAUGGAUAUGGGUACAUGUGAUUGUAGAUUGUGGGAGUUGAGUGGGAUACCUUGUGUCCAUGCCAUGCAAGCCAUUUACAAGAUGAAUAAGGACCCUGAAGAGUUUGUGGCUAUUUGGUUUAGGAAAGUACAGUUUGAUUUGGCCUAUCAGUUUUAUCUUAAUCCUGUUGGAGGGAUGGAUACUUGGAUUUCAUUCCCUAAUGCAAUUGUACCAUUGCCACAAAGGCCUAGAACCAUGCCUGGUAGACCUAAGAAAAAAAGACAAAGGGCGGCACAUGAGCCAAGGGUUUGUGGGUCAAGGGUAAAGCAUGGGGUGGAGAUGAAAUGCUUAAACUGUUUACAAAAGGGACACAAUGUAAAAACUUGUAAUCAAAAGAAAACAAUACCAGUUGUGAAGAAACCAAAGGGUAGGCCACCAAAGAGAAAACUUGAACAAUCACAAGCUGUUUCUAGUGGUGCUCAAGCUAGUCAAAGACCAAGUGAAGUUGUUAUGGCCAAUGCUCAAUCUAGUCAAAGACCACCCAUUUCUGUUCAGAGUCAAGGACCAACUGUUUCUGCUAAAAGUCAAGGACCAACUGUUUCUGCUAAAAGUCAUGUACCUAGCAAUGAUGCAUUUAAAGAACCAGUGAGGUUCUCACCACUAAAUAGCCAAGGGUCAAGUGUCAAGAAAAGGCUGUUUGAGGAUAGUCAACCAAGUAAUGUACAAACAAUUGAUCCAAAAUCCAAAGGAAAGGCUACCAUGGAAUUUCCAACUCAACUUAGUCCAGGCAAAAGAUUUGGAGUGACCAAAGAAAGGUUCAGAUUCCCGACACAUGAAUCAUUAGAUAUGGAUGUUGGUGACAAAAGACAGCCUAAACCCAUGCCAAAACCUACCAUUGGUAAGGGCAAGGGGUCAUUGGGUAUGCCAAAGGGAGGUCACAGGGUUGCAUUUGGAAGGACUUUGAGCUGGCUAAGUUGUGGGAUGGGUUCAUCUGGUACAAUGGUCAGCAAUAAACCAAGGCAUGUAGAACCUGAGGAAAGAGUGUCAUGGUCAGCAAUUAGGAAAAAAAUGGAACCAAAAGGAGCAUUGUCUACACCAGUUAGAAUUGAAGAACCUGCAGGUCAAUUGGGGACUCAAGAGUCAGUGAAUGCAAAGUCUAACAAGAAAACAACACCCAAGAAACCAAGUUUGCCAUUGAAGAGAAGGAUUCCAAGCCAGAGGAUUUUGGGGAAGAAGCUUGCCAAGAGACUGGAAUCUGGACUAGGCCUGACCCCUGAUCAACCAAUCACUCUUGAAUUAUGAACAUUAAGUGUUUGGAUGUUGAACAAUAUAACUUAUCUUUUGUGCAGUUUGUUAGCAUUUCAUGUAACUUUACUUUUGUCUAUUUAGCUAACAAACUGCUUUGGUAUGUAUGUAUGUAACAAUGGUAACUGUUUUGGUAUGUUAGGAUGGUGCAUGUACCUUGACUUAAGCUAUUACCAUAUCUAGGUGGGCGUAACAGUGGUGCCCUUGCUAUGUAAUCCUCUUUUUGUGUAUUGUGGUUAAACAAUACUUUGGACAACUUAAGAUUUGGUAAUAUGAAAAUAUGUUAAGUUAUGUCUAGUA
Messenger RNA from Erigeron canadensis, 2631 nucleotides. RefSeq lists its product as uncharacterized. Bases 982 to 2328 code for a protein of 448 amino acids. Gene Ontology annotation, biological process: regulation of DNA-templated transcription. The record is from RefSeq and is a predicted model, not a curated record. NCBI's taxonomy places the organism in Eukaryota, Viridiplantae, Streptophyta, Magnoliopsida, Asterales, Asteraceae. Gene Ontology annotation, molecular function: DNA binding; copper ion binding; zinc ion binding. The transcript is spliced from 3 exons.